AUGCAUAAUCAUUGGAUAGAUGUCUGCGUCAAUUUCAUUGAGAAGACAGUUGAAGUAUUUGAGUGCUUGCAUGGAAGGAAUAGGCAAUACGUGGAGAAGUUUGCUGUUAUAAUUCCCAGGAUAGUAAAGGCUGUUGCACCACCUGAAAACAAGAAGUAUCCACUCCUGGAAAAGUAUUCUAUCGUAGAGGUACCUCUGAAGGCUAGAUUGAACAAGAGUUUAUGUUAUUGCGGGGCAUAUGUACUCAAACAUUUCCAAUGCCAACUCCUUGGACUUGAUCUCAGUUUAAUUGAGUUGAUGACACAAUAUGUGCCUUUUAAUUUUGAGUCAUCUAUUGUAUUCGACCUAGUAGAAGACUGA
Molecule: messenger RNA, 360 nt
Organism: Eruca vesicaria subsp. sativa (arugula)
Lineage: Eukaryota; Viridiplantae; Streptophyta; Magnoliopsida; Brassicales; Brassicaceae
Source: the annotation of a GenBank genome assembly